Molecule: messenger RNA, 3962 nt
Organism: Colletotrichum phormii
Lineage: Eukaryota; Fungi; Ascomycota; Sordariomycetes; Glomerellales; Glomerellaceae
Product: Na+/H+/K+ antiporter P-type ATPase
Exons: 8
Coding region: 142-3462 (1106 amino acids)
Biological process (GO): proton transmembrane transport; sodium ion export across plasma membrane; intracellular potassium ion homeostasis
Cellular component (GO): plasma membrane
Molecular function (GO): ATP hydrolysis activity; P-type sodium:potassium-exchanging transporter activity; ATP binding
Source: RefSeq, a predicted model, not a curated record
GGGUGAGGCCUCCCUCUUGUUGUUACUCUGAGCUGUCCUGACAACCCGUAAAACCCUAUUCUACCCUACCCUUAUUCUUAUCUCGAGAUCACGUUGCACCAAAAAGGUUGCCAGCCCAGAAAAAAGACCGCAUAGAAAAAAAUGGACGACGAGCUUGAGCUCAAACACCAGAAGGAGGCGGCCGGUGACCGUAUUCGCUGGGACGCCGACGAGGAGGCCGGCAGGAAGGCUCACCGCUCUAAUGCUGGCCCGGCUCUCCAUCAUGCCCGUUCAAACACGUCAAUGUCUAUACACUCGGUCCGGUCGAGACGCAACUCCAUCGACGCUGCCGCUGAGCUUCCCAUCCAGUACCGCACGGUUUCUUUUGAGAUUGAAGAGUACAAGUCAAAAACCGAAGCCGUCAAGAAGGCCAAAAAUGUCGCAACAGAACUCUCGGAACUCGAAUGGCACACCCUCUCCGUCGACGAGGUCCUCAGACGCCAGUCGUCCUCCCUCGCAGACGGCCUCUCCCCGGACCAGAUCCAGCGCCGCACAGCACACUAUGGCAAGAACGCGCCCUCGGCCGCCCCGACAAAUCAUACGAAACGCAUCCUCGGAUACUUCUUCAAGGGCUUUGGUACAGUCCUCCUCGUGGCUUCCAUCCUCGUCUUCAUCGCGUGGAAGCCCCUGGGAAGCCCGCCGGCCGUGGCUAACCUAGCGCUGGCCAUCGUGCUGCUCGCCGUUUUCUUUAUCCAGGCUGCCUUUAACAUGUGGCAGGACUGGUCCUCCUCAAGAGUGAUGAAUUCCAUCAAGACUAUGUUGCCUGAGAACUGCAUGGUUAUCCGUGACGGCAACCAGGUUGAGCUCAUGGCUGAGAACAUUGUUCCUGGUGAUAUCCUCAUUGUCAAGUCGGGCAACAAAUUGCCAGCCGAUGUGCGCUUCCUCAAGGUCUCUUCUGAUGCAAAGUUUGACAGAGCUAUCUUGACUGGAGAGUCCGUUCCUUUGCCUGCUGCUGUUGAUUCGACCGAUAACAACUACCUCGAGACUCGAUGCAUCGGUCUUCAGGGCACACAUUGUGUUUCUGGCACUUGCACUGGCAUUGUCGUGGCCACCGGUGACAAUACCAUUUUCGGACGCAUCGCCAAGCUGACCAACGAGCCCAAAAAGGGGUUGACGACUUUGGAACGCGAGGUUUUGCACUUCGUGCUGAUCAUCUGCUCCAUCAUGUUCCUUAUGAUUGUGCUUGUCUUGAUUGUUUGGGGUACAUGGCUUAGGAAACAGUAUCCUAACUGGAUCAACGUUCCCAACUUGAUCAUCUCUUGCGUCUCUGUUGCCGUGGCUUUCAUACCUGAGGGUCUGCCUGUUGCUCUGACGGCAAGCAUGACCAUCAGCGCCAACAUGAUGCGGAAGAACAAGAUUUUGUGCAAGUCACUCAAGACUGUCGAAACACUUGGAUCUGUCUCGAUUAUUUGUUCCGACAAGACUGGUACACUCACUCAGAACAAGAUGAUCGUUACCGAGUGUGCCAUCGGUACCAUGAAGAUGACGGCCGACGGUGCCCGGGACAAGAUCGCAGUCGACCGACACAACCACCCUAAUAACAACUCGUUGGAGCAGCUUCGUGCUCUUGCUGGUCUCUGCAACGCCGGUCAUUUCGAUGCCGCGACUGUACGUUUGCCUCUCCACGAGCGUGUCAUCCACGGUGAUGCUACGGACCAGGCCAUCCUGCGCUUCUCCGAGAGCCUGGGUCAGACCGCCGAGCUGCGCCGCUGCUGGCAGACAAAGUACGAGCUUGCCUUCAACAGCAAGAACAAGUACAUGAUUCGGGUCCUCGGCAUGUCACACCCCGACGGGCUUUCCCUUGCUUUGCCUUCCGACACUGCUUCGGUGUUCCAGCCAGGUGAUGUUUUUUUGACCAUCAAAGGUGCUCCUGAUGUGCUCAUGCCAAGAUUGAGCAACUACGUCAACCCUGCCGGGUACACUACUUCCCUGGAUCCUUCAACCCGUGCAUCUAUCGAGCAGAUUAAGGAUGAAUGGUCGGCUCAGGGACGUCGCGUACUGUUGCUCGCUCGCAAGGCCAUCUCAAGAUCUGCCCUCAAGGGCCACCCGUCUGAUAGCGCCUACGAGAUGGAAAUCAACAACCAGGCGAAAUCCGGUCUUACGCUCGUCGGUCUUGUCGGAAUCGUCGAUCCUCCCCGUCCCGAGAUUCCCGAGGUUAUGAACACCCUUCGCGGCGCAGGCAUCCGCAUCUUCAUGGUUACCGGUGACUUUGCUCUCACUGCCCAGGCCAUCGCAGCCGAAUGCAACAUCAUCAGUGUUCCGCGCUCGCAAGUCGACGACAUCUCUGCUCUCCAACGCAUCAACCACGUCGACCCCUCGAUUAAACACAUCGUUGACGACCUCGAGUCCUCCCCGCGUCAAGCCCUCGUCCUCUCCGGCCCCGAGUUGAUGACCCUCAGCGAAGAGCAGUGGGAUCAACUUGCUCAAUACCAGGAAAUCGUCUUCGCUCGCACGACGCCAGAGCAGAAGCUCCGCAUCGUCCGCGAACUGCAGUCCCGUCACGAGAUCGUAGGUAUGACCGGCGACGGUGUCAACGACGCACCCUCACUGCGCGCCGCCGACGUCGGCAUCGCACUGGGUUCCGGAAGCGACAUUGCCAUCGAGGCCGCCGACAUGGUUCUGCUUGAUUCCUUCUCCAGCGUCGUCGAGGCCCUGCGGUGUGGACGCAUGAUGUUCGACAACCUCAAGAAGACCGUCGCCUACCUCCUCCCGGCUGGUAGUUUCUCCGAGUUCUGGCCCGUCAUGACAAAUGUCCUCUUCGGCAUCCCCCAGAUCCUCAGCAGUUUCCUCAUGAUCAUCAUCUGCCUCUUCACUGAUGCCGCUGCCGCCAUCGCCAUGGCCUAUGAGGCGCCCGAGGCCGACGUGCUUCUUCGCAAGCCCCGUGUGCCUGGAAAGGACCGCCUCGUCGACUGGCAACUCGUCGUCCAGUCCUACGGUCUUGUGGGUGUUUUGGAGACCUUGUCUUCGUUCGCCAUGUCCUACUGGUACCUGGAGCGCAACGGCAUCAAGUUCAGCGACAUUUGGUUUUCUUUUGGCAACUUGCCUUCAUCCAUCGACCCGGACUACUACCAGCAGAAACUCAACGUCGCAAGCUCAAUCUACUUUGUCAACCUCGUCGUCAUGCAGUGGUUCAACCUCCUGGCCAUCCGUACCCGUCGGCUGUCGCUGUUCCAGCACCCGCCCAUCGGUAACAAGCGCACGCAGAACCUCUACCUCUUCCCCGCCAUCAUCUUUGCGCUCUUGAUGGCCAUCUUCUGGCUGUACGUUCCCGAGUUUCAGACGACGCUCGCUACGGCCCCUGUCCCUGUCGAGUACUGGUUCCUGCCGAUGACUUUUGGUCUGGGUAUUCUUCUCAUUGACGAGGCGAGAAAGUUUGCUGUGCGGAAGUGGCCUACGGGCAUUAUUGCCAAGUGUGCAUGGUAGAUGUAGAUACCGGCUUGGAUUUGGGGAUCGUGUAGGUACUGCAAAGGAAAUACCCCUGGGCGGAAGGAUCUUCCUAGUGGGAGUCAAGGGGAUGGCAUAGCGUUCUUUUCAUUCUCAUAAGCAAGCGAGCCGGCAUUGACUCUGCGAGCGAAUCUUACCACUUUAUUUUUGUUGCAUUUAACUUGAAGUUUUGCAUUAGCCUGAGAUUCCAAUCCCCAUCGACCAACAAGCAAUGUUUGGAACAUCAUGCGCACGUAUUUUAUCCAUUGACUUGAGUUGUGAGUCUGAACGUCAUGCGACAUAAUUCCGGCCGUCAUUGUCACGGUGCUGCCCGAGAUGCAGUGAUUGUCUCUAGUUCCACCCAUUCAGGUUGUUCAUAACUUGAGAUUAUGUUUGGCCUAUGUGGUCAACCAAUUGUAAGUCUUGCCGUUCACGUAUGUUAAUCAACUUGCCAAACUUCAUCCAUCUGUAGAUGAUUCUGUUGGAUUCACAGGUGGAAA